Molecule: messenger RNA, 560 nt
Organism: Olea europaea var. sylvestris
Lineage: Eukaryota; Viridiplantae; Streptophyta; Magnoliopsida; Lamiales; Oleaceae
Exons: 2
Coding region: 16-390 (124 amino acids)
Source: RefSeq, a predicted model, not a curated record
UAACUUGUUCACUCAAUGUUGAUGGUCUUUGUUAAGAUUUACUUUAGAGUAACGUCCUUUGAAGGAAUUUUAUUUCAAAUUCUAUUUUCCGUAUGGUGUGUUUUACUUGUAACAUUUUAUGUAGAACAACAUCGUCUGAGUAACUUUGAUGCUGUUUUUGGCAGUUCUGAUUUGCAAUUGGCAAUUGCUCUUCAACAACAGGAAUUUGAGCAACAGCAACCACAGCGUAGUUCGCAGCAACAGCAUCCACAGCGUAAUCCGCAGCAACCUGCCAUUAGUGGUGGUUCAAAGCUGAUUACUGGUCCCCCGGUUCCUAGUAGCAGCAAAAAUACAUCUUCGUCUUCAAAACAGGACACUAAACCAUCAAAAGACAAGUGUAAUAUCAUGUGAUUACUCUGGUGGGCUCUAUGAAAGGAAAAUUCUGUAAAUGUUUGACAGUUUGUAACGCCCUUUUUACCUUAUUAUGUAUUCUAAUUUCCAUUCGAGUAAUACUCUCAUCCAGCUAUCUGUACAUACUAGUUUUGGACGCUACAAUAUAGACCACUUUCUUUUAAUUUUUU